Molecule: messenger RNA, 1349 nt
Organism: Diospyros lotus (date-plum)
Lineage: Eukaryota; Viridiplantae; Streptophyta; Magnoliopsida; Ericales; Ebenaceae
Product: 26S proteasome non-ATPase regulatory subunit 7 homolog A
Exons: 10
Coding region: 164-1090 (308 amino acids)
Biological process (GO): proteasome-mediated ubiquitin-dependent protein catabolic process
Cellular component (GO): proteasome regulatory particle; proteasome complex
Molecular function (GO): protein binding; metallopeptidase activity
Source: RefSeq, a predicted model, not a curated record
GAAACAAACUAUAUUUGUAUGGGAUACAAUAUGUAUAUGCAUGCCCUAAUUGACAAGAAAAGAACAAGAUUGGACUGGCUUUUGUGCAGGGAAGAAGGGGAUUCGGCAAAGAAACGGGUAUAUAGGGAGAGAAAGGGCGGCUGGAUUGCUUGUUAGGUCGAGAAUGGACGUAAUCAAGACGCAGCAAAUAGCUGGCCGCUCGAUCGAGAAGGUGAUAGUUCAUCCUCUGGUGCUUCUGAGCAUCGUCGAUCACUACAACAGAGUCGCCCGCGACACCAAGAAACGGGUCGUCGGAGUCUUGCUCGGCAGUUCAUUCCGAGGCACCGUUGACGUCACCAACAGCUAUGCAGUACCAUUUGAAGAAGAUGACAAGGACCCAAGCAUCUGGUUUCUUGACCACAAUUACCAUGAAUCAAUGUUUUCCAUGUACAGGAGAAUAAAUGCUAAGGAGCAUGUUGUGGGGUGGUAUAGCACUGGCCCAAAGCUACGGGAAAAUGACCUUAAUAUUCAUGGGCUGUUUAACGAUUAUGUUCCCAAUCCUGUCUUGGUCAUAAUUGAUGUCCAGCCUAAGGAGAUGGGAAUUCCAACUAAAGCUUACUAUGCUGUUGAGGAAGUUAAAGAGAAUGCCACUCAAAAGAGCCAGAAGGUAUUUGUGCAUGUACCUUCUGAAAUUGCUGCUCAUGAAGUUGAGGAAAUUGGAGUGGAGCACUUGCUAAGGGAUGUGAAGGAUACAACCAUUAGUACUCUUGCAACAGAGGUGACUGGGAAACUUGCAGCACUGAAGGGGUUGGAUGCACGACUUAAAGAAAUACGUAGUUAUCUUGACCUUGUAAUUAGUGGAAAGCUUCCAUUGAAUCACGAGAUUUUGUGCCAUUUACAGGAUGUGUUCAACCUACUUCCAAAUCUCAAUGUGGCUGAAUUGAUUAAAGCUUUUGCAGUGAAAACAAAUGAUAUGAUGCUGGUUAUUUAUCUUUCGUCCCUCAUUCGAAGUGUAGUUGCUCUCCAUAACUUGAUCAACAAUAAGAUGCUGAACAAAGAACAUGAAAAAGCAGAAGACUCGAAGCCAGUUGCUGUGCCUGCGGGAAGCUAAUUAGCAUUACCUGCGAGGAGAUUUGGACUUGAAGGUUCCUCUUGGAGAUCACAGUUGCGGUGAAUUUGGAAUCUGAAUCCUCCUCCUCCUCCUCCUCAACCUACUUUUGGCUUGUAUUAACAGUUCACAGAUCCUGAGAGACGUAGCCUCGUGAAAAUCACAUCUUAAAAAAAUGUAAUUUUGACGUAGUGUUUCCCUCCUGAUUUGAUAUUUAUUUGUGUUUCAAAAAACUCAAGUGAGGUUUCAUUUUUAGGUCAAA